CCUGUAUUUUAAUUAUUAUAUAUAUAUUUUUAAAACCAAUUAUAAUGUUGACGCCCCCACCUUCAAUUCUUCCUCAUGUGAUCUGGCAUAAUAACAAACAUGGUGGUCUUGUCCUCAGCGAGUGUCUGUCUUAUUAACAUCCACUUAACAUCUGUGCACCAAACAUGGAAAUAAGUCUUAGUGCAAAGCAGUUUUGUAAUGGCUAGUGAUAGUGACUGCAUCGUGAGCAAUGUCUUUGAAUUGGCAACUCAACAGAAAAGGAUCCGUCAUUUGAAAAGUGUCUCCCUGCGAAAUCUAGUGUACAAAGACGAACUAGGGACAGACAAUAACAGAUUGUCAACAUUUUUUACACUACAUACCGAUGCAAAAUCACCAGCCUUUUAUACCAGUGAAAAAAUUUCUGGGUCUUUGAAUCCAACAUGGCAGGCCUUUGAUCUCACAACUAAAUCUGAAGAGGUUGAGACAAGUAAAAAGUCAUUGCUAGUUAGGGUUUGGGUUGGUCAUGAUGUCUUCAAACUUUUCUUAGAAUGGGAAGUGUUUUUAUCCUGUCUUCACCUACAGGAUACAAAAACUAUGAAAGAUGGAAUCCGGUUCCCUCCAAACAGCCUUGUGUUUGGCAUGUUUCACCAUUUCUUUGUUGCACCAACAGAAGAAGAAUUAGAAAAAUGUACUAAAUUCCCUAGAGAUAUUUCUCGUUCAUUUUAUCAAACAGAACAUUCCAAUCUCAUAUUUUCGUAUGGACACAGUUCUCUAACGAGAAUCAAUACAAUACUGCGUGCUAUCAGACAAAAUAAAGCAUCUGCCAAAAGACUUCGACAUGAUAUUCAACAACAACUUCAAGCAUCAAAGGAGAGGAAUAAAAAGCUGUCUGCAAAAGAAGAGCUAUUGCUGCGAGUGCAUCAACUGCAAAGUGAGAUGCAGUGGCAGUCAGCCAACUUACAGAGUCAAAAGGAAGAGAGGGAUUCUUUGACAAAUGACAAUCAUAUUAGAAAGACAUUUUUACAAGAACAAUAUGCAGCAAUUAAAGUGGAGCAAACGGAGCUGGAAGAGAAGAGAAAAAAUCAUAAUUCCCUUAGCCGCCACAUCACAUCCAAUAUAACUGGCUACUCCGCACUCUUGGAGGACUUAUCAGUGUGGGGUUGUAAGGUUACAAAGGGUAAAAAAUGCUUCAUUACUAGGAGCAAGAAUAACCUCUCUGAUAAAUCUCGGGCCAAGGACUCCUCUUGUAAUGACAUGCUUUCCUCCUCAGAUGAAGAACUUUUCACAAAGAAAAAUGAAAAAUAUUUCAAUAUUCCUUUCUAUAAUAUUUUAGAACACUUAGUUAAAGAAAAUGCUCAGUUGUGGAUACGGCGAAAGCAAUUGAUAACAGAAUUAGCAGAAUAUAUUUAUCCAAUUACUGAGGAUUCUAAUAAACAAUUUUUCAUCUGUGAUGUGAAACUUCCAAAUGCAGAAGACAUUCAAGGGCAUGAUGACACUAUGGUUGCUGUUGGAUUAGGCUACACGUGUCAUAUGAUUUUAAUGUUGUCUCAUAUUUUAAAUUUGCCAUUACGGUACCCCAUGGAAUACCGUGGCUCUAGGUCUCAGAUCCAAGACCACAUUCACACUAAAUUAAGUGAACGAGAACGCAACUUUCCAUUAUAUAGUAAAGGAAAGAAAGAUUUCUACUUUCAUUAUGGUGUUUAUCUUUUAAAUAAGAAUAUUAGUCAACUUCGAUGGUAUUGUGGUCUUGGAACUGCAGAUCUCCGAUUAACAUUACCUAACCUUAAAUCACUAUUGGAACUUCGGUUAGGUGUAAGAAGUGAACAGUCAUCACAUUUGAGUCCAGUGCCAUCAAAUCUUCAGGAUUAUAUAUCACCAUCUGGCCAAAUGACCCUCAUUGAUUCUGCUACAAGAACUGCCGUAUGUGAGAUUGACGAACUUGAAGGGGUUGUGGACACUUCAUCAAAGUUAUCUCCUACUGGCACUGCAGAACUCGCUAUGGAAGCUACGUCUGAGCUCCCAUCACCUAUGACAGCAAGUAAUGGUGUUCAAGUGACAGAAGACAUGUUUCAAAGAACGGACGACAGUUUCUUUCAAAUACAGCGACCGGUUAAUAAAAUGUUCAGUUUGAGUAACGAAAGCUUUUUGAACAAUUCUAAUUGUGACAAUGACAUGUCAGAACAAGACAGGACGAUUUCUAGUAGUGGAGACCUUGAUUGUGAUAAUUCUAAACUCACAUCGGCGUGGCUGAAAAAAUUUUCUCCUGGUUCAUAUUCCCCUUCAACCAUUAGGUCAGCUGGUCAUAGCCCAAAACUUCCGUAUCGACAUACUAGUGGCUUAUCAAGUCAAAAGUUAUCAGAGCCUACGCAAAGUGAAGCAAGUGUUGGUAGUAACAGUAGCACAUCGUCUCGUCACUCUUCACUCCCACAGCAAUAUUCUCACGAAGAUACUGAACUGUGUUCAAAUUUUUCGGCAGCAAGUCUUGCUGAAUCUUCACAAAAUUACUGGACCCACAGACCUGAUAAUGUUUGUAACAAACAUCAUUCAAAUGAUGACUAUGGCAGUUUAAAUUCUAUUUGAAUUUAUGCUAUAC
This is a messenger RNA of Octopus bimaculoides (California two-spot octopus), 2572 nucleotides long. Its product is annotated as UV radiation resistance-associated protein. Gene Ontology annotation, cellular component: lytic vacuole; endosome. NCBI's taxonomy places the organism in Eukaryota, Metazoa, Mollusca, Cephalopoda, Octopoda, Octopodidae. Gene Ontology annotation, biological process: SNARE complex assembly. Gene Ontology annotation, molecular function: SNARE binding. The record is from RefSeq and is a predicted model, not a curated record.